This is a messenger RNA of Zasmidium cellare ATCC 36951, 402 nucleotides long. RefSeq lists its product as uncharacterized. The transcript has a single exon. NCBI's taxonomy places the organism in Eukaryota, Fungi, Ascomycota, Dothideomycetes, Mycosphaerellales, Mycosphaerellaceae. The record is from RefSeq and is a predicted model, not a curated record. The coding region runs from base 1 to 402 and encodes 133 amino acids.
AUGACGCACAUCCUCAUCAUCGGCAUCAAGCCAGGCUGGUUCAGCGAAGCAGGCAAGAAAGGCUACAACAUGGGCGAAUCCCGAUCGCAGUCCCAGGUCGAAGCGAGUGUGAAAAAACUACAGGAGGACUUACGGUCGCUCAAGAACACAACAGUCGAAACCUUACAAGUUCUUCCUGGCGAGGAUGGUGACUGGGAGAAGCUGGUGGAGGCGUUGCAGAAGAGGCAUUGGGAUGGGAUAUCGUUCGGUGGAGGACUGAGGAGACAUCCUGAUCUCGGCGACUACUUCACACAAGCGAUUCAGAUGGCUAUGCAAGAGAAUCCGGGGGCGAAGUUUCUGUUCCCGUUGGUGCCGGAUGAGGUGUAUCCUGCUAUUAAGGAAUAUAUCCCACAGGCGGUGUAA